Messenger RNA from Aricia agestis (brown argus), 1245 nucleotides. RefSeq lists its product as uncharacterized. Gene Ontology annotation, molecular function: nucleic acid binding. The record is from RefSeq and is a predicted model, not a curated record. NCBI's taxonomy places the organism in Eukaryota, Metazoa, Arthropoda, Insecta, Lepidoptera, Lycaenidae. Gene Ontology annotation, biological process: DNA integration. Bases 1 to 1245 code for a protein of 414 amino acids. The transcript has a single exon.
AUGAGGCUUUUUCACUACGCACAUUUUCUUUCGGGAUUCGACUACGAAGUCGAAUACAGAGCUGCCGCUAAACAUGGCAACGCGGACUACCUAUCUAGAUUCCCUGUGGAAACAGUGCACGAAACCUACGAAGACCAGCAUUGCAUCUAUCAACGCGCUCAAAUCAACGUUUUAGACAUCAAUCCAAUGACUAUUGUCCGGGAAACGCGGAAUGAUGAGGAACUAAAUACCUUGCGAGAGGCCCUACAAAAUGGCAGAUCCUUACGCGCAAUAGGUUUCAAUGACAAUGAAUUCACGCUUCAGGAUGACUGUAUCCUCAAGGGAACUCGAGUCGUUAUACCACAAAACCUACGAGAGCAAGUACUAGACGAACUCCAUGCCGGGCACAGUGGUAUAGUCAAAAUGAAGGCUCUAGCUCGCAGCCACGUUUAUUGGAGAAAUAUCGAUAGAGACAUCGAACAGAAAGUAAACUCAUGUAGGGCGUGCCGUUUACAACAAAACGAACCCCCUAAGGCCCCGCUACAUCAUUGGGAGCAACCGACGAGGCCGUGGCAAAGGCUGCACAUCGAUUUUGCCGAACCGAUUCAAGGCCAACAGCUCUUAAUAAUCGUGGACGCAUUUACAAAAUGGGUUGAAAUACUACCAACAAAAAAUACCACAAGUUCCUGGUGUAUUAAGAAACUAAGGGAAUUAUUUUCCAUCUUUGUAAUCCCAUAUACACUUGUGUCAGAUAACGGACGUCAAUUUGUAUCAGCAGAAUUUACGGAUUUCAUGGAUAAAUGCGGAAUAGUACAUAAAACGUCAGCUCCUUACCAUCCGGCCACAAACGGGCAAGCCGAACGCUACGUACAGACCAUUAAAAAGGCAAUACGUGCAAUGAAGGGGGAGGAAGGCGACUUACUAAGUAAGCUAGUGACGGUCAAGACGCGUCUGAGACGCACCCCCAACAGCGAGGGACAAAGUCCGUACCAGCUAAUGUUUGGCCGUGACAUUCGGACUUCCCUUCACGCUAUGUUUCGCAAAACAUCGCAGACUACAUCGAGAGCCAGCAUCGACAUGCCCACAGUUAAGAUGUUCACACCAGGCGACCGGGUCCAAGUCAGGGCCUAUGGCUCCCAGAGAUGGGCCUUUGGAACGAUCUUACGACGUCUGGGCCAACUGCAUUAUGAGGUCCAAACAGAUUCAGGAACAGUCUGGCGCCGGCAUGUAGAGCAGCUUUUGCCUGCUCCAGGAAUUCGAGAAUAG